AUGUCGUCACAAAAGGUGGAGUUGAUUGUCAAGCUCAAGCGUGAAGCGGUCCUCUUGAAGGAUGAGAGUGAAGCAAGCUGGCGACGCCGGUUCAUCAUCCAGUAUCAGGAGUUCUGGCCCAAGCAUCUUGGUCUCUUGGCGAUUCUUGAACGCUUCCUUGCGAGUGGCAUGUUUUGGCGGUAUCAUCAGGUCUGCAGACACUCAGAGGAAGUUGUGGAACUGGUGCCCAAAGCCGUGCUGGAGGCAGAGUUCAAGGCGGAGCAAGUGGAUGGACGGGCAGAAGGUUCAGUCAGCGGUGGCCUUGCUGCAUUGCGGCCACUUGCAAGCCAGGAAUCUGCAUCAGCGGCACGUGGCAGCCUUGGGACAGACUUUCUGAUGAUCUACACAACACUGUGCCCUCAAGGCGGCCCAAAAGCGCGGAAAGGCUGCAGUCGGACCGCGGCUGAGAUGGGGAACUACUUUCCGAGCAGUCGAACUGCUCCUGGAACAGGCCGCCUCAGACUGGAAGACCCGAGCAGCCAGGACGCUGAAAGUGAGAAAGUGUUUGAGAUUGUCUCAGCCAAAUUUGCCAAGGCUCAGGUGCAGAAUGGGGCAGAUGGGGGCGAUUGGCACUUCGGAUGCUUGCCGCACGUGAACCAAAGCCAUUUCUGUUGCGGAGAUGAACUGGUUGAUCUGAGGGAGCAUGUGGAAAAAGUACUUGCAUAUCGCAAACGGGCCUUGAAUGAUGCUGCAGAUCAGAUGGACUUGCUCCACCAUGCAUCUGAAUCAAUCUUGUGCGCAGCAACACGGGAAGCUCUACAAUAUCUGAAGGUUGCAUUCAACGAGGCGCGUGUACUGGCAAUUGGUGGGCUCGAGGUCCUGAGAUUUGGUCUUCAGGACAUAUCCUGCCAGCUCUGUUGGGCAUCAGAGCCUCAGAGGUCUGCACAGAUAGCUCGGGUUUUCAGGCGUGAUCUUGAAGCUGUCAUGACCCGUCUAGGCCAUGUGCGAUUGGGAAUGAUGCAGAUACGCUCUGAGCCGUGCAUGCCCAGCUUUUGGCAAGGAAAUUGGCUUGGUGCAGCUUUUGGAGUGGAUGUGGCAGUGCGCCCGGGCCCGGGCGGUAUCUCCGCAGUACGCCAGUGGGCUGAGUCCAUGGCAGUGUCGUUCACUUCAGCAGCUGGUGAGUUUCAAGCCCUUGCCUUCAUUUUGCAGACCGCAAAAGACCAUUCCAGUGCAGCCAGGGACACGAGGUCCAUUGCACCGCAUGUGCGCGAGGUCCCUGUGCCGCGCGCAGUGGAGGCGCGCCGUGCAGCUCUCCUCAUCAGUGGCUGCGGCCAGGUUUCAUUUCCCAAAGUGGACAUCAUCACUGUGGCAAAGGCUGAUUGCGCAAGUAUUUGGCGCAAGUUCCCCUAUGCUUCUGAGGCAACAUCAGUGAUGUUGCCAGCAGCUUCAGUCCGGCUGUUCACGCAUACGGUGCCAUCCUCGUUGCAGCUGCAACAAGUGCAGCAGCUGCUGGAAGAUCCUCGCCAGCCGAUCGCAGAUGUGUUCUCGCCUGCUGCUGUCCUGCCCGCCUUCGACGCGAAUGUUCUACAGUCCCCUGACCUGCCUGCUCCGCCUGCUGGCAACAGGAGUUUGGUGUUUGUGUGCUUGCACACGACGUUUUGCGGCGGACACGGGGACCGCUUGUUCGGCCUGCUGUCAGCAUUUUUGGCUGCAAAGAUGUCUAACCGCACGUUUUACAUCGAUAUGCGGGUCACGUAUCGAUGGACGUCAGCUGAAGAUCCGGAAACGUUUGAGUCAGACGUAUUGCAGUUCCUCGCGGAUGACUCUUCAACGCUGUGUGUUGUUUCCAACGUGCGACUCUUCAAUAUUCUCCUACAGCAUGAUAGUUCCAAGACAUUUGCUCGGGCCGGGCUUCUUUCAGGGUUGUUUCUUCAUUUAUUUGCGCUCGCACCAUUGCCUGGAGUGAUCGUGCAGGAUUUUAUGCGCAAGUUGCAGGGUCGAAGGCUAAUCGGAAUCCAUUUCCGCGCGGGGAAUGAGACCACGUGGUCAGAUCCUGCGCGACAUUCCCUGCAGGAAAUUGACUUGGCAUUGACGUGCGCCGCAACGGUUGAAGCUCACAUGAGGCUACCUGGAGAUACAGUUUGGUUGCUGGCUGCGGAUACCUUGAAGUUACGCGAGCAUCCAGCUGUUGCCAGCCUACACUCCGUUGGCAAGAUUUUGUACGUUGAGGACAGACCUACGCAUAUCGACAGAUCAUCUCCUGACGUGGACGCAAUCUACCAAUCAUGGGCUGUGUGGUGGAUUUUGGCAUUUGAAUCUGAGGCUCUUUUGCUCUCCCACUCCAACUUUGGAUGGAGCGCAGCAGAGAUUGGUCAGCGUCGGUCCUUCCACUUCCCAACGUGCCGCCCUGCGGACGUCACAAGCCCAUAG
Symbiodinium pilosum is the source of this 2409-nucleotide messenger RNA. Lineage: Eukaryota; Dinophyceae; Suessiales; Symbiodiniaceae. The record is from the annotation of a GenBank genome assembly.